AUGGCAUCUGCUGUUGUCCCCCUGUUCCUGUCUUUAAUCAAAGCCAAGCCUCUGCCAGUCACGUGGUGCACUGUGUCCGAUGCCGAGGAGCGCAAGUGUUGGGAUUUGGCCGGAAAUGCCACUGCCAGGAGCAUCGGCCCCAAGCUGCAGUGUGCGCGUGGCCUACACGCUCUAGACUGCAUGCAGAAAAUUAAGAAUGGGACAGCAGAUGCUGCCACUAUGUAUGCGGAUGAUGUCUACACUGCAGGAUGGUGUCAUGGCCUGGAGGUGGCGGCAGGGGAGUCCUAUAAUGGAGAGGAUGGUAUAAGUUACUAUGUGGUGGCACUGGCCAGGCGCUCCUCUGGUGACCUGUCCCUGCUGGAGAUGCAUGAGCGCAGCUCCUGCCACCCUGGUAUCCGUACAACGGUGGGCUGGACGGUGCCCAUUGGAUUCCUGGUCAACACCUCGCAGAUUAGUGUCAACGAGCAAUGCAAUUUCCCCCAAGCCGUGGGGGAUUUCUUUGGCUACAGCUGUGUCCCUGGGGUGAAGGACCCUGAGCACGACCCCAGGGGAAGGAAUCCCAAGAACUUAUGUGAGGCCUGCAUUGGGGAUGACAAUGAUCGGCACAUCUGUGCCAACGGCCCCCAGGAGAGGCAUUUUGGGGAAAGUGGAGCUUUGAGGUGUGUUGCUGAGAACUUGGGUGAUGUAGCCUUUGUGAAACACACGACAGUCUUUGAAAACAUGCAAGGCAAAAAUCAGGAGUCGUGGGCUUUGGAUUUGGAGCUAGAGGACCUUAAGCUUCUGUGUCCGGAUGGGAGGGAGGCAGGUCUCUCUGACCACCUAAGGUGCCACCUGGCAGCUGUGCCUGGCAAUGCGGUAGUGGUACGUCUGGAGGACAAGUGCAGGGUCUACAAGUUCCUGAAGCGCGUGGAGAUGGCAUUUGGCAACACCACACAGGGUUUCUCACUCUUCAGCUCCUUGACCUAUGGGGGCCAUGACCUUAUGUUCAGCGAUGCCACACAGAAGUUGUUGCGUGUGCUGGGAGGGUAUCGUUCAUGGCUAGGGCCCAGUUACACCACUGUGCUGCAGGCCUUUGAAUGUGAAGGUGAGCUAUACUAAAUACCUGGGUCUGAUGUCACUUGAUCCUCCAACCCCCCCCAGAGUACAGAGUGGGGGACAGACUGUAGACACAAUGAAUGUGGGACAGCUUUGCAGCACCAGCUUUCUCAGCAGUCAACUUUGAAUGAAUAAAUUCAUUUUA
This is a messenger RNA of Scleropages formosus (Asian bonytongue), 1240 nucleotides long. RefSeq names its product otolith matrix protein (gene otomp). The transcript is spliced from 8 exons. Gene Ontology annotation, biological process: iron ion transport. Gene Ontology annotation, cellular component: plasma membrane; recycling endosome; early endosome. Bases 1 to 1098 code for a protein of 365 amino acids. Lineage: Eukaryota; Metazoa; Chordata; Actinopteri; Osteoglossiformes; Osteoglossidae. The record is from RefSeq and is a predicted model, not a curated record.